CUUUUUUUUAUAAAAAGAAAGCUCUCUUGCUGUUGGUGCUUCUCCUCUUACACACAACUACUUAAGUCACGCACACAAUUGCAAUCAGUCUGUCAAAGUUUCUGCCAAACAAUUUCACAAAAACAAUGUUUCAUUCCCUGAAUUUCAUUUUUGUGGCUGUCAGAUAAUACGAAUCAAAGCCGAAAAAGUUGAUAAAUACGUCGAGAAUGCCGGAAGGUGUGAGAAUUAAAUUCAAUCUGUGAUGUUGACAGGGCUAAUUGUGGAGACUGGACAUUCCACGUCAGAUAUCCAGGUUCAAGGGCCCCACUAGAAGCUUCAACUCACAUAAUGGCUUGUUUAUUGUUGAAUCCAAAGAACAUACAGAUUAAAAUCCCAUCUGUCCAGACAAUAGAUGGGAUUACGUUCUAUGUCGUUGAGGUUAGAAUUGACGAAAUUGUGUGGACACUGAAGCACAGAUACAAUGAAUUCGCGGAACUGCAUGAGACUCUGGUGUCGGAGCACUGUGUGGAGAAGGAAAGCCUUCCCCCAAAGAAACUCAUUGGCAACAAGAGUGAGGCUUUCAUUGAGAAGAGGAGACAGGGACUCGAAAUUUAUCUAAAUUCUGUUUAUAAUUAUUUGAAGAAGACGAUGCCAAGGGAGUUGGCCAUGUUUCUGGACCUACAUGUUUAUGACAUUUUCUUCCUGCUCCAAAAUAUGUCUCUGCAUUUUUUUACCGAGGGCGAAGCUUUAUUGCUGGACGAAAAGGGUUGUACGUUCACUCCUAUUCAACUCUACGCAAUAAGUGAGCGAUUAAAGCAGCCCUGUCCCCCACUGGAGGUGGCAGACCGUAAAUUUGACUUCAGUCAUGUACUGGAUCUGAAUUCUCAUCUGAAGACUCUUACUAUUGAAGGCAGCAACGAGCCGUAUGGCACCAGCAACAUAAAUCCGUCUCGUCUCCCAAUCGAGUUAUCGACAUUUAAAACUGUCGAGCACCUUGUAAUAAGUCAUUAUCCAGUAGAUAAAAUAUAUGGCAUGGGAAAUGUUCGUGACACAGUCAAAAUUCUUGAGGUACAUCACACCAAGUUGAAGAACAUCAUAGAGUUGGUGAUGUGCGAGGAGGUCCACCAGAGAAUUGAAAAUGCAAAUGACUCGCACGUUUGGCUGAAAGUGACACAUGUAGAUCUCAGCGAUAAUCGAAUAGAAUGCAUCGAUGAGGCUAUAAAGUUGAUGCCCCAUAUCGAGUCAUUGGUUCUCAACAAUAAUCUCCUUGCCGAAAUUUCCAAUGUGACUCUGCUACCCAGACUCUCGCAGCUUUACCUUGCGUCCAAUAAUUUCAUCAAUUUGCCUGAUAAGUUGCACACUAAAUUGGGGAAUAUUGUGCACAUGGAUAUCUCUCAGAAUCAGCUGACUUCGUUAGCAAGUUUCUCGAAACUUUAUUCCCUAGAGUGGCUGGACGUGAGUUGUAAUAGAAUUGAGAAUAUCGAGGAGGUCAAGCAUAUUGGAUCUCUUCCCUGCCUGGAAAAUCUCAGAUUGACUGGUAAUCCAGUCUCCACAAUAGUGGAUUAUCGGGUUAAAGUGUUGGAGCCUUUUGGCAAGCGAGCUGCUGAUAUUUGUCUCGAUAAUGAAAAACCAAAUCAAAAGGAAUUAGACACUGUUGCUGUGUUCCAAGCUUUGAGAAUUGCUAAAGAAGGAAAAUCUCCAACUUUUAGUACACCUGAUUCGUCGCUCUUUGCUGCCGAAAUACCCAGCACUUAGGUCGCUCUAUUAACCAAAUAUAUUAUUAAUAAUUCUGAAUGAUGAUUCAUUCGUUUUUAUUCAGUAAUUAUUUUUAACUAUCCAGAGCUUUUUUUAAUGAAAAUGAUCAUGAUAAUUGAGUGGUCAAGUCUGAUCAUAGAGUGAAUGAGUAAUUGUGCACACCUUCCUGACGAGUUGAAUAUAUUUUCAAUUUAAAAUAAAUUACCAACAUAAAGCUCUAUCGUAAUUUUAUGUCAUCAAAUCAAUGGAAUAUGUUUUGUAUUUAUUGAUGAGAUGUUUGAAGAUUUUUAUUUUAUGUAACGGUUGGUGCUUCUACUCACUACCAUCAAUAAUAAUCAGUAUAUUAAUUGAAAAGCCAAAAUCAUCGAGAAUUGUCGUAAUUUCUCGUCAUAAAGAACGAGAGGAAAAGAUGAAACUUUUGUUAAAUUAUGUGGAACUUUUAUGCUGUUGAAGAGAAGUUGAAUGUAAAAUCAAUUUGUACGUGUCCAUUUUUAUUUUACAGAAUGAUUUAACAUGGAAAUUAUAUUCUCAUGUAUAUAAGAUUGAAUAUUUUCUUAAUAAAGUAUAAAACCUGUGAUAACACCUGA
Molecule: messenger RNA, 2321 nt
Organism: Diachasmimorpha longicaudata
Lineage: Eukaryota; Metazoa; Arthropoda; Insecta; Hymenoptera; Braconidae
Product: nischarin
Exons: 2
Coding region: 328-1734 (468 amino acids)
Cellular component (GO): cytoplasm
Molecular function (GO): phosphatidylinositol binding; integrin binding
Source: RefSeq, a predicted model, not a curated record